GGAAAGGGCUGGACCGUCCUGGGGGCCUCAGGAGCUGUGCUCUUGGCCACAGGAAGACCCUCCCCGAGUGCGCUGGGGGGUGGGGCAGAAAUAGGAAGUCUUUUCCUUGGGAAUGAUCUGCCUUCCCUGGAGUCCAGAUCUAUUUCCUUUCUUUCCUUGCAGCUGAGAUCAUUCUGCUUUCCGGAAGCCGCCUCUGUGCGUGCAGGUCGCAGGGAGCCUGAAGCUAGAGGGAAUGGCCCCUGGGAGCCUCAGACCUCCACCUCAGGAGUUGGUGACAUUCAAGGAUGUGGCUGUGGAUUUCACCCAGGAGGAGUGGGGCCUGUUGGACCAUCCUCAGAAGGAGUUGUACAAGGAGGUCAUGCUGGAGAUUGCCCAUAACCUGCUCUCCCUGGGGCUUCCAGUUCCCAGAGAAGAUGUGAUCUCUUAUUUUGAGCAGAGGGAAUCACCAGGGAUGUUGGAGCAAGAAGGCCUGAGGAGCUGCUGUCCAGAAGGAGAGAUCAGACUUGAAAUAAAGGAAAGUAAUGCAGAGCUAAUCCUUUCUCUGGAAGAAACUCACAAGCUUCAGAAGAGAGAAAUCUGUGCUGCACAUGAGAGAAUCCCCAUUGGAGAGAAAAUGUAUGGCUGUAAUCAGUGUGGAAAGCCUUUUAGAUCCAGCUCCAAUCUUGAUGAUCAUCAGAGAAACAACACUGAAAAGAAACCUUAUGAAUGCAAGCAAUGUGGAAAGGCUUUGAAAUGGAGGAAGAGUAUUGAUAUACAUCAGAGGAUCCAUACUGGAGAGAAACCUUAUGAAUGCAAUCAGUGUGGAAAGGCUUUCAAAAAACAGUUUAGUCUUAAUAGACAUCAGGGAAUCCACAGUGGAGAGAAACCUUAUGAAUGCAAUCAGUGUGGAAAGGCUUUUACAGGAAAGUCUUAUCUUAAUGAGCAUCAGAGAAUCCACACUGGAGAGACACCUUAUGAAUGCAAUCAGUGUGGAAAGGCUUUUAUGCGAAAAUCUCAUCUUAACUCUCAUCAGAGAAUCCACACUGGAGAGAAACCUUAUGAAUGUAAACAAUGUGGAAAGACUUAUAAACACAGGAUUAGUCUCAAAAUGCAUCAGAGAAUCCACACUGGAGAGAAACCUUAUGAAAGUAAUCAUUGUGGAAAGGCUUUUACAUUUAGGUCUGGUCUUAACAAACAUAAGAGUAUCCACACUGGAGAGAAACCUUAUGAAUGUAAACAAUGUGGAAAGACUUAUAAACAUUGGAAUAUUCUCAAUAUUCAUCAGAGAAAACACACUGGAGAGAAACCUUAUGAAUGUAAACAGUGUGGAAAGGCUUUUACAUUUAGAUAUUAUCUUAAGGAACAUCAGAGAAUCCACACUGGAGAGAACCCUUAUGAAUGUAAUCAAUGUGGAAAGGCUUUUACAUUUAGGUCUGGUCUUAAUAAACAUAAGAUUAUCCACACUGGAGAGAAACCUUAUGAAUGCAAUCAGUGUGGAAAGGCUUUUACACAAAAGUAUAAUCUUACGGAGCAUCAGAGAAUCCACACUGGAGUGAAACCUUAUGAAUGUAAGCAAUGUGGAAAGACUUAUAAACAUAUGACUAAUCUCAAUAUGCAUCAGAAAAUGCAUAAUGGUGAGAAACCUUAUGAAUGUAAUCAAUGUGGAAAGGCUUUUACGUUAAAGUUUUAUCUUAGCCAACAUCAGAGAAUCCAUACUGGAGAGACACCUUAUGAAUGCAAUCAGUGUGGAAAGGCUUUUAAACAAAAGUAUUAUCUUAAGGAACAUCAGAGAAUUCACACUGGAGAGAACCCUUAUGAAUGUAAUCAAUGUGGAAAGGCUUUUACAUUUAGGUCUGGCCUUAACAAACAUCAGAGAAUCCACACUGGAAAGAAACCUUAUGAAUGUCAUCAAUGUGGAAAGGCUUUUCCACAAAAGUCUAGUCUUAACAGACAUCAGAGAAUCCACACUAGAGAGGAACCUUAUGAAUGUCAUCAAUGUGGAAAGGCUUUUCCACAAAAGGCUAGUCUAAACAGACAUCAGAGAAUCCACACUGGAGAGAACCCUUAUGAAUGUAAUCAAUGUGGAAAGGCUUUUACAUUUAGGUCUGGUCUUAACAAACAUCAGAGAAUCCACUCUGGAAAGAAACCUUAUGAAUGUAAUGAAUGUGGAAAGGCUUUUCCACAUAAGUCAAGUCUUAACAGACAUCAGAGAAUCCACACUUGAGAGAAACCUUAUGAAUGUAAACAUUGAAGAAAGUCUUUUACACAGAGGGUUUAUUUUAUUUUAUUUUUUUUUUUGCAGGGCAGUGGGGGUUAAGU
Molecule: messenger RNA, 2298 nt
Organism: Dromiciops gliroides (monito del monte)
Lineage: Eukaryota; Metazoa; Chordata; Mammalia; Microbiotheria; Microbiotheriidae
Product: zinc finger protein 260-like
Exons: 5
Coding region: 233-2203 (656 amino acids)
Biological process (GO): regulation of transcription by RNA polymerase II
Cellular component (GO): nucleus
Molecular function (GO): RNA polymerase II cis-regulatory region sequence-specific DNA binding; DNA-binding transcription activator activity, RNA polymerase II-specific
Source: RefSeq, a predicted model, not a curated record